Messenger RNA from Asterias rubens (European starfish), 2884 nucleotides. RefSeq names its product PGAP2-interacting protein-like. Gene Ontology annotation, cellular component: endoplasmic reticulum. The coding region runs from base 9 to 2315 and encodes 768 amino acids. Lineage: Eukaryota; Metazoa; Echinodermata; Asteroidea; Forcipulatida; Asteriidae. The record is from RefSeq and is a predicted model, not a curated record. The transcript has 14 exons. Gene Ontology annotation, biological process: GPI anchor biosynthetic process.
CUGUUAAAAUGGCGACUACCAGGAGCGCAUCGAAACGUGCGAAAGAAAUUGAGAAAGAAACACCUUCGGAAGAAAUGGAGCAAGAAUACCUUGACAGUGAUGAUGAGAAAGAGGAACUCCCCUCUAACCCUGAAACUGUCGAGACGCGAAGGAUGCGUGUCUUCCCACGAAGCUUUCUGAGAGAAGUGUUCUCGGAAUCGAUUUUGGGAUACGUUUUUUGGUCGCUGUUCCAUGGCUUCGCCCCAAUGAUUUGGUUCUACCCCCUCAACCAGCUACAAGUUACUGGUUAUGAAGCCUAUGCAGCGGUCUGGUUCCUGCCUCUACUCUGUUUCAGCAGUAGGAUUCACAACGCCGUCCAAUCUAAACGCGGGAUGUUUAUCUUGAGGGCGCUAUGCGUGGCCAGUGUUGGCUCGUUUCAGGCGUCAACCACGCUGCAGAGAUUGCACAUCCUGACGAUGGGAAAUGGGGCUGCAAUGUUGCUCCUGUGUGGGACAUUGUGGAAUAAAUCUCUUCACCAACGGUCUGCCUCUUUCUGGGGUUUGAUGGUUGGUUUCAUAGCAUUACUAACAUCCAGGAUUUGGUACGUGUCCAUUAAUCCAACAUGGAGCGAUCCCACUAGUAACUCUGUCAUCAUUGCUCUAGGAGUCCUCGCCACUCUGGAUAGAUUUACGGCAGUGGAAUACCCGGAGCCUCAAGCUGGCCAUGACCCCGAGCUGGCUGCCUCCUGGAGGCGUACAGCAAUGGGUUUUGGGAGUCUCCUAUUCCUUACUCAAUGGCUGUUUGGUGAGGUGUCUGUGCUUUGUCGAUGGACCAUCAAAGGAUCACCCUACCCUGGCCCUCAUCCAUUUCCUGGAAGCGCCGCUGUCUUUGUGGAACUCAUUACGGGUCUCCUACUGUCCUCCAAGAAGGGCCUCCCGACCAACUUCCUCUGGUCCUGGUUCAUCGGCGUCCACUGCUUCCUCGGUUUGUACUACCUGGGGGCCUACCUGGGCUUCUUCUGUGGUCUCCUCCUGUCCAUGUACACCAUGUCCGUCUGGCCUGAGAUGAUUGACCGACUGACCAGUUGCCCACCGGCGAAGACGCUGACUUUCGCUAUGGCAAUCUACCUCGUUGAGAUGCUAUUCAGUGUUUGGACGACUGCGUUUAAUUUUGUCCCCGGUGGAGCGAUCACCAGAGAAAUGACUCUCCUCCUAGCCGCCUUUGUCAUGUUCAACAUUUUGAGAGCUUUACUCUUUGGGAAGUCUAAAGACCACGAAGAGCCGUCCAGUAAGCAUACUGCCUUUCCCAACUUAGACGGAACAGGGACAUACCAGAUAUUCGCCGAUGCUAAGAUAUAUCUUAUUCUUCUUCUCUUGAUGGGCUGUGGAGGUUUCUUGACUCGAUUCCAUCCGGAGAAAUACAGACAAACGGUCAGAGAACACCCAAGACAGUUUACCGGUAUGGUGUGGACGGCACAUUUCCUCUAUGACAACCAGGGUUGGCCGAGCUUCGAACGGGCUUCCAAAAUGAUGGAAGAUUCAGGUGCUGAUGUUAUAGCUUUACUUGAAGUUGAUGCAUCCAAACCAUACCUUGGAUUGAAUGACAUCAGUAUGUGGCUUGGGGAGAGACUAGGCAUGUAUGAUGACUUUGGGCCAGCUACAAAAGACCAUACGUGGGGGAGUCUCUUCUUGUCCAAGUACCCCAUCAUCUCUUCCGAGCACUACCUCCUCCCGUCUCCUGAAGGAGAGCUAGCGCCAGGGAUCCAGAUUACCGUCAACAUCUCCGGUACUUUGGUGGAUUUUGUCACAUCUCACAUGGGCAACUACAAAGAUAAUGAAGACAGAAAGUUGCAGGCGGAAGUUCUUUCCAACAUCACGAGACGAAGCCCAAAUCCCACAGUGUUUAUGGGAUACAUGACCUCUGAACCCCAAAGCAGAGACUACAAAAGAUUCACACGAUUUGGUAAACUCAAGGACAUUGACCCUACUGAUGAAAACAGGUGGUGUGAGUACAUUUUCUACAAGGGGUUAAUAAGGGAAUCCUAUGGUCGGAUUUCCAAAGGAGACCUUAGCGAUACCGAGGUACAGAUUGCUAAGUUCACCAUUCCUGAAACUAAGAAGUACAAGGAUAACGACGCCGUGACGAUAGAUAAACAUGAAGUAGAUGAGUCUGCAUGGCUCCCAGAUGCAUUUGGUUCCAACUACGGCGGCCAUUACUACAAACAGGAUCAACAUUAUCACAUGGGCACACCUAAGUACUUUUACCGCCGCAGCGAAACUACAAAAGACAACUCCGACGGGAAGCCCAAGAAUAGUCCAGAGAGUAUUACCGUCUAAGAAGCAAGAAACAACAUUCAUAUUAUCAUCUUGCUUACUUUUGUUAUGUUUAUUUCAUUACAUGUCCAACAGCGGGAGCGCUAAUAAUGAGUUGGAAUUGAGAAGAAAAGUUCAGUUUUAGAUGUAGGAGGGAAAGUUCAAUUUGGAAAAAAAGGGGUAGGGACUGUAAAUCCGAUCCAAAUGCAAAGCUCCAGGUCUGAGGUGGGAUUCGAACCGGGGUCCACAGAUGUAAAGGGCAGGGAAAGAAACCACUGAGCAUAAUUAAUACCAGUGUUAGUUGAGUUGAGUUACAAAUGGUGAAAAUAUUUUUAAAAUUAAGAAAACCCCCAAAACUUUCAUUUCAGGAAGGUCGCACAUGGUUCAAUAAAAUGGGCUUCGUGCUUCCCUGAAAUAUCUAUUUAAAAAAAUGUUAUUCUGCAUAAAAAUUGAGAAUUUAUUCUAAAUCUAGAAACUUUUCUAAUCUCAUGGGACGAGUUUGGUACCAACUGUCCAGAGAAAAUUCUUCCGUCUGAAAUACUACAUGAGAAACUUGUUGCCAUAAACUGGGUUUUUUUUGGUUGGGGGGGGGG